GACUGUGAACGGUCUCUUUUUCACUCGGCUAGAAUGGGUAUCUCUCGUGACUCUAGGCACAAGCGCAGCGCUACUGGAGCUAAGCGUGCACAGUACAGAAAGAAGAGAAAGUUCGAGUUGGGUCGUCAGGCCGCCAACACCAAGCUUGGUCCCAAGCGUGUCCACGAAGUCCGUGUUCGUGGUGGUAACAAGAAGUACCGUGCUCUUCGUCUCGAUGCCGGUAACUUCUCCUGGGGUUCCCAGAACUGCACCCGCAAGACCCGUGUCUUGACUGUUGUGUACAACGCCUCCAACAACGAGUUGGUCCGUACCAACACUCUUGUCAAGGGUGCCGUUAUCCAGGUCGAUGCUACUCCUUUCCGCCAAUGGUAUGAGGCUCAUUACGCUCAAACCUUGGGCAAGAAGAAGGGUACUGAAGCUGAGGCUGAGAAGAAGUCUAACCACGUUCAACGUAAGAUCGCUUCUCGCCAAGGUGAUGUCUCUGCCGACCCUCUUCUUGAUGAUCAGUUCGCCGCUGGUCGUCUCUAUGCCAAGAUCUCUUCCCGCCCCGGUCAAUCUGGUCGUUGCGACGGUUACCUCUUGGAAGGACAGGAACUCGAGUUCUACGUCCGCAAGCUCAAGGCUCGCAAGUAAACGCGUACUUUAAUAGUAAAGUAGAGUCUUUCAAAAAUAAAUUCAAAAAGUACCCAACAAUUAUUCUGGCGCUAUUUUGUUCGUAAAUUUGU
This is a messenger RNA of Umbelopsis ramanniana AG, 725 nucleotides long. RefSeq lists its product as uncharacterized. Lineage: Eukaryota; Fungi; Mucoromycota; Umbelopsidomycetes; Umbelopsidales; Umbelopsidaceae. Gene Ontology annotation, molecular function: structural constituent of ribosome. Gene Ontology annotation, biological process: maturation of SSU-rRNA from tricistronic rRNA transcript (SSU-rRNA, 5.8S rRNA, LSU-rRNA); translation. Gene Ontology annotation, cellular component: cytosolic small ribosomal subunit; ribosome. The record is from RefSeq and is a predicted model, not a curated record. The coding region runs from base 34 to 633 and encodes 199 amino acids. The transcript is spliced from 4 exons.